UAUUUGAAACCAUGUUUUUUAUAUAUGGGAGUAUUUCCAGAGGACAGAGAGAUUCAAGUCUCAAAAUUAACAUGGUUGUGGAUAGCCGAGGGUUUGAUUAACACGGACAUGGAGAAGCUUUCUGAGGAUAUAGCAAAAUUUUACUUGGAGAAUCUUAUUGGGAGAAAUCUAGUGAUGGUUGCUAAAAAGAGCUCUGAUGGAAGCAUCAAAACAUGUCGCAUUCAUGACCUGGUGCUUGAAUUUUGCAUGAAGAAAGCGAAGUUGGAGAACUUUUUAGAAACGAUAAGGGACAGAGGUUCACAUCCUUCUCAAUUUUUCCCUCCAAUGUGCAAUACUUCACGCCGCUUAUGCCUUUAUUCUCACAGUGAAAAUCUUCCAAAAUGGUGUUUGUUUUUCUCCCAUGUGAAAUCUUUCCAGUUCAGGGAGGCAAGAAAUAUUGCAUUCUCUUCAAUAGACUGUGUUUCAAACACUUUUAAAAGAUUCAAGUUUCUAAGGGUGUUAGACUUUGAAUUCACCAUUAUUGAUUCUAUCCCACAAGAAUUAACCCUUUUGAAGUAUCUUGCUUUUCGGACUGCAGAAGAUGCAUUAUCACUCCCGGACAAUCUUCGUAACCUUGAAACAUUGGUAGUUCAAGGACUUAGAGGACGAGUAUCACUAUCAGAUACCAUUUGGAAGAUGGUUAAGUUGCGGCAUCUUCACAUCUAUGAUCGAGCAUUCUUCACUUUGAACAGUGGAGAAAAAUUCUCAGAAUGCGACUCGACAAUGGUUAAUUUGCAAACUGUUUCCUCAGCAUGUUUUUCUUGUGUGGACAAUGCCGAUAAGAUCCUUGAGAAGGCACCAAAUCUUCGGAAACUGAGAUGUGAAGUUUCCAAAUUUGAUGGCUCGUUUCCUGCAUUUAGCACUCUUACAAAGCUUGAAAUGCUCAAGGUUUCUUCCGGUACUACAUUGACUUGGAUCAAUCAGUUGAAGUUACCAUCAAGCUUAAAGAAGUUGACACUGUCCAAUUUUCGCAUACAUCUUACUGAAGUUGCAACCCAUCCAAAACUUGAGGUACUCAAGCUACUAGGAGUUACCAUUAGUUCCAAUGUAUGGGAAGUGAAUGAUGAGCAGUUCCCUCAACUCAAAUUCUUGAAAUUAGAAAAUCCUUCUUUUUCAAAAUGGGAUGCCUCAGAUUAUGCCUUUCCAUUCCUUGAACACUUGGUAUUGAAAAAAUGCCGCUAUCUUAAGGAGUUCCCUCCUCGUUUUGAGGAUGCCUCGUCUCUGAAAUCAGUUGAGAUAAUAUCGUGCAAUGAAGAACUUGUCAAGUCAGCCGAGGCCGUCAGGGAAGAAUUAGAUGGAAUGUCGGGAAGCUCUGGUUUCAAGGUCAUCAUCCGCAAGCAGCAAAACAAUAGGAUUUGAAGGAGUUGUAUCAGCUGAUCGAUGCAGUUGGUGAAACCAAGAAGCUCUAAUAAGAUGUAUGAAGUACUAGUGAAUUACUGGUGGUAUCACCUAUGGUAUUCUGCAAUGAUUUUAAUGCUUUCUUUACUUUUUAUGGAUUGAGAUUGCUUGAAUGGUCAAUAGAUAUUAUAAAAGCAUGGUGUUUCCAUCUGUCAAUUUUUUAUUUAUGGUUCAUUAAUAAUUUUGUUACGAGGUUUAUUUCCUCUUUUUCGUGUUGUGGCUAGUUUU
Nicotiana tabacum (common tobacco) is the source of this 1665-nucleotide messenger RNA. The record is from RefSeq and is a predicted model, not a curated record. Lineage: Eukaryota; Viridiplantae; Streptophyta; Magnoliopsida; Solanales; Solanaceae.